CACAUCAUACGAAAUGCCUAAGGCAUUCAUUUAAACCUUAAAUUCCAAUCAUUGUCUUCCUGUUGUGACCCCUGGCCAAGAUAAAUCAAUGUUUGAAACCAUUGACUGUAGCAGCACAGCCCCGCUCUUUUGUUGCUCCUCAGAAUAGGUGAGUUGAAAGUGAAGGUAAGUAGUAAUUCAAGGUGGAUUAUUUGGUCUUUUGUUCUCCUUGUGAAAUUAUAUGUUGUAUGUAUUCAUGAACUUGUAGUGCCUGUUUGAUUUGUUUUGGUUUCAGUGGCUGACAUCGAUGAUCAUUUUUCAUACUGUCAGUUGAACACGUCAAUUUGGUUUGUGCUGGCUUUUCUGCAUUCCCUAAUAUGUUUUUACUUUCCCCACAGUUCCUCAGUAUAGCCACAUUCACACAAAUUCAUGCUGGGUAGUCAUAUCUAGUCAACUUUUUAAGAAUAGUUAUAAAAUAUAUUAAUAGGAUUUUCACAACUGACCAAAAACUCGAUGUCACAAAUGAUUUUUUUUGCAAAAAUCUUCUGGUUCCCCAUCAUUUUUUUAACCCGUUUUGAUUAUCUUGAAUAAUUUAUGUAGUUUAAAAGACUAUUUAAUUAAAUUCUUGCCCAUUUCAAUGGCAAAAAUAAAAGUGAAUCCUGAAGGAUGGUUAGAAUUAAAUAACGUUCAGUAUUGAAGUCACGAAAAGAGUGACCUUAACAACUGUGCAUACAGAAAACGUAAAGAAAAACGUAUAGUAGUUUUUUUUAUAGAGCUACUAGUUUAUUCUGAGAAAGCUGUUAAUUUUUUACCAGGUAGGCAUGUAUGAUUUACUACUCCAGGACACUAAACUGAAGAUCAUUUGAUGUGUGAUUCAUAAAAUAAAUGUUGUUUUAACAACUGCUUAGCAUUACAGUGUCAGGCUAUUUGCUUGCCCCAUUCAUGAUUACAUUUUAAUAGUUUAUAAAAAAAAUUUACUUUAGUUUGUCCCUACAUCUAGUUUUUAAACAGAACUGACUGGAAUUAAUAUGGUGUGGCAUAAAGUUAUUUGCAAAGUUAUUAGAUAUAUUAUCAACCGUGAGACACUAAAACAUUUUUCCAGCUACAGACCUCAGAUUUGCCACUGUGGUGGGAAGAUUAUUUCCUACAUGCAAUGCAGUCACUCAAUAUUUAAAAAUUUUCUUAAUUUCUAAGAUUUGCUUUUUUACUGAAAAUGCAGACAACGGUGAGUGCUUUUGUGUAGAGUAGGAUGUCAUGUGACAGCUGGAAUAAAGAAUUAUAACCCCAUAGAUAACGGUAGGCCAUAUCUAUAAUUUUGCUUUGUUGUUCAUUAACUGCAGUAUGAGCUUUCUCGUCCAGUUUAGAUGUGUAUCACACAACCUCUAAAUCACAAUUACAUGUCUGAUCUAUAUCUCUAUUUUCAACCAUUUGCACUAUAAGAUGAAAAUGUAUGAAUAAAGUGUAAUAGUGUGUAAAGACUUCAUUUUAGUUUGGCAUUUUGCUUGAUGCUCAUUUAUAAAUAUGUGAUCCUCAAAUAUUUUGGUGAAUAAAGGCAACAUGAUGGUUUUUAAAUCUGUUUUCUUGUGUGGUUUUGUUAACCUGUAAUGUUUUAAUACUGAUGUCAUAUAUCUAAUGUCAUUUUGCCCAUCCCCGGUAACAAUACACCCUCUUUUUUUUUUACACAAAAAUGACCUAAAGAAAUGAUGCAGUGGAUUUACGUCUCAAAACUUAUUUUUUUGAAGGGAGGUCAAUGGAAGAGACCAUUCACUUCGCUAAAUAUACUCCCUUUGUGAGGAAGUAGAUGAAUCGACAACAUAUUCGAUCUUUAGUAGCUUUACAUCCUUUUGGUGGUUAUUGUAAUAGAUUUUAGUAUGAAAAAAUAAUAUCUUAUAAGAGAAGGCUAUGUAAAUGUUGUAUAGCAGUAAAUAUUGUAUUGUGUCCUUAGUCUGCAAGAAAUGCGUUAAACUGUACAUAAAUAAUGACAAAACAUGACUUUUGACAUAACGUUUGAGAAAUGAAUGUCGCAUCAGCGCAUGCGCAAGCGAGCAGCACGCGGACCGUACCCCGAAGGCUCGCAGUUAUAUUCUGUCUUCCUACCCCUUCAGUAGACUACACGGUUGAAAGGUGUUCAUAUCAAAAUGAUACCUAAUGAAAUACCGUCAGUCACUUUGAUGUCAGGGGUGCAGAUGCCCCUCUUGGGUUUGGGCACUUAUAAGUUACAAAGCUAUGAUCAGUUAUGCCAGUGUGUGGACUCUGCUCUUCUAGCAGGAUACCGAAGCUUUGACACAGCCGCUGUGUAUGGAAAUGAGGCACAACUAGGGCAAAUCCUCAAAGAGCUGUUGCCCAAGCAUGGCCUUAGCCGUAAAGAUAUUUUUAUCAUCAGCAAGCUUUCCCCUUCAGACCAUGGACCCAGGGCAAACGAAGGUUGCCUUAGGAGUCUGGAGCAGCUAGGCUGUGAAUACAUUGACCUCUAUCUAGUCCACUGGCCUGGAAGAGAGGGUCUUGAACCAGAGGAUUCUUGUCAUGCAGUGUUUCGGGCACAGAGCUGGGCAACCCUAGAGGAAUUCUACACAAGCGGGAAAUUCAAGGCAAUAGGAGUCUCUAACUACACUGCAAAGCACAUUAGGGAGCUGCUCACGAUGUGCCUUGUGCCCCCAGCAGUCUUUCAAAUGGAGUGUCAACCAAAGCUGAUCCAGAGGGAACUGAGGGAUUUAUGUACAGAGAAGGGCAUUCACUUCCAGGCGUACUCCUCUCUCGGUAAAGGAGCUCUCUUGAGCGAGCCGGCAGUAGUGGCUAUAGCAAAGAGCUGUGGUCGAACCCCUGCCCAGAUUCUGCUGAGGUGGGCUGUACAGCAAGGCAUCUCAGUUCUGCCUCGUUCUUCACAGCCACAAAGAGUAAAGGAAAAUGCAGAGGUUCUUCAUUUUAAAUUAAGCGAGAGUGAUAUGAUGAUGUUGAAUGCCAUGAAUUGCGGAGCACGGUUUUGUACUAGAGACUCUAGCAAUAUUGCUUAGGUUUGAAAAUAGUAUGUACUUU
Molecule: messenger RNA, 3012 nt
Organism: Triplophysa dalaica
Lineage: Eukaryota; Metazoa; Chordata; Actinopteri; Cypriniformes; Nemacheilidae
Exons: 2
Coding region: 2118-2990 (290 amino acids)
Molecular function (GO): oxidoreductase activity
Source: RefSeq, a predicted model, not a curated record